AUGGACUCGCCAACACUCGGAUCAUACCGUACAAUGCCCACCAACCAGAACACGCGCAAGACGUCUGCACCUCAGCGAUCAGCACUGCCACCGCGCAGCAAACCAGCGCUGAAACCAAAGCCCGCCCACAUUCGCGGCAAGAAGAGCAGCAGCGACAGCAAUUCAAGCGCGAGCGCAUCGGGAACCCCGUCAUUCGGCACACGCCUGGCCAGGGGACGCGCAAGCGCAGCAGCGGUGGAAUCACGGCCGCUGCCACUACCGCGCAAAGCCACCACCGCAGCAAAGUCACACCCGCGCCGUGCAAGCGACAACAGCCACCACCUGCGCCAGGCCCCGCCAUCACACCAGGUGCUGCUCCUGCAAGGCUUCCGCGAGGCGCAGCGUGAAACAGACACGGAUGCCAUGACCACGAGCUACGACACAGAAGAGGACGACAGAGCCGGGUGCAUGAGUGACGCACUGUCGCGUGCAGAGCUCUCUGCGCUCGUGUACAGCGACGAUGAGCACGACGAUGAUGAUGCCGACCACCACAGUCAUCACCAGCAGCAACUUGCAGCCACCAGCGGGCACCGCGAGUACAAGCGCGUCGCCUCUGCACAACACAGGCCCGCAACUGCGCCGGGUGGCGUGAAGCGAGCACACAUGCACACACAGCACCAGCACCUGACGCUUCGUCGUGGUGAGGACCAACGCCACGAUGACAUUGCUGAUGACGAUGGAGAAGAGGAAGAGGAUUAUGAUGUGGUUGAUCCUCAUCCAGAAGUCAACGUGUCAUCAGCGCAACAGUUACUGUUUCAACAGCAGCAGCAGCAGCAGCAGCAGCAGCAAGCGCACAUGUCGCAGUAUGAUCCCAAGCACCCACAGAGCAACGAUGAGUACACCACAGAUGGCGAUCAGGCUCCAUAUGAGUUCAUGUCUGCACCACGUGGCCGGUGUGCUCUCAACAGCGACACUGCAGAUGAUGAUGGUGAUGGUGGUGCCGGUGAAGAUGGCAGCAAGGGCGGCGGAAACAGGCUGGCCCGCCACGCCAUGCUGCGUCGCCCUCACCUCGGUCGCAAGAAGCGGGGGUCAAAGGGGAAGCGUGCAAGCAAGCGCAGGGACAGUGUGCGACAAGUUGGCGCCGUGCAAGGGAAACGCCGCUACAUCUUGGCAGAGGUGCUGGAAACAGAGCGCGCGUACGUGAAGGACCUGCGGGACAUCAUCACGGGGUACAUGCACCAGAUGACAGACGUGCUCGCCAAGACGGAGGUCAAGGAGAUCUUCGGGAACCUCGAGCACAUCUACCAGUUCCACGUGGAAUUCCUCAGAAAGCUGGAGAAGGUGCUGUAUGAGCGGCCUGCGCACUUUGGAUCGCUGUUCAUGGAGAUGGGCGACAGGUUCAUGCUCUACACAGACUACUACACCAACUACCCAAAGGCCGUCGCAGCCAUCAAGCGGAAGCAAGAGCAAGCCGAGUUCAAGGGCAAAGUACUUGCGUGCCAGACCAUGCUGGAGCAUCAGCUGCCGCUCGUCGACUAUUUGCUCAAGCCCGUCCAGCGGCUGUUGAAAUACCCGCUCUUCCUCAAGGAAAUGUUGAAGGCGACGGAGCCGAGUGAUGACGGGUACCACAAGCUUGAGAUGGCAGACACCAUCAUGAAAACAGUUGCAACCAGGAUCAACGAGAUCAAAGCGCGCAUUGAGAUGGACGAGUACGCGCGUGAGCUGCAGGAACGCGUGGUCGGCUGGGACGGAAUUCCGCUCUCCAUGCUCGGCCGAUUGCUCGAUUUGGGCGAUUUGAAGGUCACAGAGGACAACAAGACGACAACUCGGCACAUCCUCCUCUUCGAAAAGGCCCUGGUUGUGUACAAGUGGAAAAACGCGUACGAUUUGACAAUCAAGCGCAUGUUCAUGAUGGACGAGACGUUUGUGGACAACUGUCUCCCUGAUGAUUCCUUCUUUCGCGUCGUCUCCGUCGAGGGAAAGCCGAUGGUACUCCACAGUGAUUCCGUGAAGGAAAAGAAGUAUUGGAGCACAGCUGUCACUGCGACGGUAAAACGUUUCAAGGAGACUGGCGAGUCCUCCGUCCAGCUGCGUCAGGCCUGGCUCAAGGAGAAGGCGUCACGCAAGAAGAAGGGGCUUAUGUCCCCAACCGGCGGCCACAAAGCCAAACGGGGAAAGAAGAUUGCAGCAAAGCUUCUCAAAGCGCCGCAGCGGCGCCGAUCCCAAACUCUCGAACAAGUGGAAGCAAAACUACAAGCUGCGACCACCGCCAUUGCGCUGCGGGCACACGCGGCCGAGGCAUCCGAGCCCAUGCACGUAGUUGACGUGUCCAAAGUCAAGGCGCGGCGCCUCACAUCUGGUGGCGGCGUGCUGUCAGACUCCGAGCCAAACACACCGCUGCCGUCGACCCCCAAUAUGGGGCAGCGCGGCAACCGCACAUCCGCGCUCAUGGAGAUGACAGAGUCAGACACAGACGGGCAGGUGUCGAGCGCGCGGCCUUCGUUUGCACAGCAGAGCGCCGUGCUCGGCGCUGUGGCGGCUGACGACCAGCGGUUUUUCGUGUCUGUCACGUUUCCGGACAGCAGCCACACCACCGUUGUUGUGCAGCAGGGGCAGUCCAUCACGUCCGUCUUCUCCAGAGCCCUGGUUCGUCGCGGCCUCAGCGUUAACGACCACCACCUCGUCACAGCAGAUGGCAUUGAGAUUGAGUGGGAGGCACAAGUGGGCGACACACUCCGCCGCUCGCAAGCCGUACGCGUUGUGCCUGGUCCUGCAACAACGCCAACACGCAGCCCACGCAACCAGACAAAGAAGAAGAAGAAAAUCAGCCUGGCAAUGUCGGAGCAGUGGGAGUCCAAGUUCAGCACUGCCGGCGACUCUCUCCCUGGCGACGUGCUCCGUCAACAGCAACAACAACAACAGCAGGAGCAGCAGAAACAACCGUUGCCUGCACGCAAGCCCCGGCGGUCUUCCAGCCACAUGUCUGUGCUGACACAGGACCUGCACGUGCCCCCGUACUCGUACACAUCCCAGCAGCAGAGCGCGAGCACAACGUCCCUUGCUCCACUUGCCCAACAACAACAGCAACAGCAACAGCAACAGCAACAGCAACAGCAGCCGCAACUACAGCAGCAACAAGAACGUGGCGCGUCGAAGGCAAUGCUCACGACCAAGAAAAGGGCCGGGUCUGGCGAGUCGACCCGCGUUCCGUCGCUUGUGAGCAUUCGCGGGCACACAGCCACCACCUCCACCAGCAGCAUCAGCAUGGGCAGCAGCGGCAGCCGACCAACAUCGAGUCAGCAGCAGUACCGCCGGCCACGCCGUGCAAGCAGCGCCAUGUCUGUCAUCAAGGAGACGUUUGUGGAACCGGAACACCGGCAACCACUACAGCACCAGCCGCAACAGCCACAACACCACAUGUCGCAACACCACGACAUGCAGCGACAACAACCGCAGCAACAGCGGCUGCGGACACGUGCAAGUGAUGCUGCAAUAAUCACCGCCACCCGCUCGUCUUCUGGCGUGUUUGCAUCGUCACACCUCCACCUUCUCUCGCAAUCGCAUGAACACCAGUAUCCGAGUACGCGUGCGAGUGUCGACAACGGCAUCAUCACCAGGGGGCCACCGCCAGCAAUGGCACGAAUGGCACAGGCGGCAACACAGCGCACCACCACCAUCAUGACGGCCACAGCAGCGACCACCACGACCACAACCACCACCACGACACCACCGGCACCAGCACCAGCACAGCACAGGACUGCAAAAGUGCUGUCAUCAUCGGGGCCGCUGCCGCUGCGACACGCGAGCUCGCCGGCGCUGCUUGACGAUGACGACCGGGCCUCCUCCACGUCAAGUCUCUCUGAACAGCUGUCCUCAUUCUUCAAGGCAGUGCGCGUGGAGGACUUGGGGAAGAAUCUUCCCAUCCCCAAGAAACUCAGCAGAGAAGGGUCACGCGACAGCACGCUCAGCGCACGUGGACCCAACGCAGACGCAAGAACUGUGGAUCAUCAGCAACAACCGCAUCAGCAACAGCAGCAGCAAGUACAUCAACUGUUUCAACGCAACAGCGCUUCGCAAGCCGCUGUCGGUGUCGUUAAGGCGAGGAGCUGUGUGCAUGUGAACGGCAAAGACGCAACACUUGGUGGCAUCUCACAGAGCAAUUCCCUGGACGUGGAGCCGGGCGAUGUUGCGAUGGACACAAGCGGAGAUGGCGAUGGCAAUCAUCAUCAUCAUCAUCAUCAUCAUCAUCAUCAUCAUGACGACGACGAAGAAUAUGACGUUGGUCGCAUGACAGAGCUGCUUCGUCGUUCCAGCGCCACCCCACCUGGUGGACGGCGCAUAUCCGUGCAUGCAGGCAGCGACGGCACCGUGAGCGAUGGCGAAGUGGUGGUGAAGCGCCACAGCUCUCUCUUCCACAAUCACAAUGAGUUGUCCGACAACGACGACGACGUUGAUUACGACGACUACGGAUACGAGCUCGAUGAUGCCGAUGAUGAUGAUGAUGAUGAUGACGACGACGAAGAUGAUGACAAAGUGUAUCGCGAUGGGAUGUUUGGUCACGACGGUGUUGGUGGAGAUGGCGAUGAGUACACGGACAGUGUUGAUGACGAGGCUGACGGCAGCGUCUCACCCCUCGACCGCCUCACCUCCAGCAGCAGCCACGUCGAGUGGGACCAGCGCGUCAUGAACAAGUUGUACGGCGCACAAGCGGAAGCGUCAUCCUCGCCAUCGCUGCACCACCAUGCCCACGGCACAGCGGGCAGGGGCAUGAAGGGUGUGCAUCGUGACCAGCUGCGCCAAGCCAUCGACUGGACAUCCAAUGGGCUCGAUACAGUGCUGGACAUUCGAUCCAUCAGCGACAGCGGCAAGACAACCCCGUCAAGCACCCCCGGUGUUGGCUACGAGGAGGCUGUGCCGGCGGACAUGGACGUGGUUGAGUUUGGCGGCGCCCGUGGCCGCACCGGCACACGCGCACAAGCACACAAACAGCGCCGCACCUCUCCCCUCAGUGUGGCGAGUGGUGGUGCUGGCAGAACACACGCACGCACACAAGCCGAGGGCGGCAAUCAUGAUGAUGGUGAUCAAGAUGGUGGUGAGGAGAUGGCUGGAAUGGUUGAAGCCACGGAACUGCGUGUGCACGCUCACGACAGCGAUGAGGAAGAGGCAGCGAUGGUUGGCAUCCAGGCCGCGAUUGAGGCAGCGGAAGGCUGUGGCGACGGCAGUGACAAUGGCGGCUAUGGCUACGAUGACGAUGAUGAUGAUGAUGACGAUGAGGAGGAAGAUCUUGACGCAAUCAACGCCAGCUACCUCCACAUCGAAUCGAACGACGACGGCGAGAGUGACGCUGGUGAUGCUGACGAUGCUGAUGGUGUGAGUGAUGGCAGGUUGCAGCUUGUUGGGCGCCAGGAAGCAAGUGGCCCGGCAGCACGCCGUCGCGUGCAGGAAUUGCGUGCGUGCUUGCAGGCAGACAUGGACGAUUACGAGACCAUGCUGCUGGAGGACAGGCAGGCCAUUCUUGACACGACGGCAACGAAAGCCAACGCCAGUCAUGCGGACAGCAAUGACAGGAAGCCGCGGCACCAGCAGGAGCAGCAGCAGUACACGGCUAGCCAUGACAAUGACGAGGAUAGCAGCACACGCGGCGGUGGCAGCCGCAACCCGGGCAGAGGGAGCGACAACGAAGACGCGCCCGCUGUGGAAGGUGCUAUCACCACGUCCACUGCCCUGGCGCUGCUUGCAGGCAAUGCAGCUGCAGCUUACGAGGAAGCGCGUGAUAGCGGACGGCCGUCUGUUGAUCUGACAUGUAUGACGGGAUCUGAGCAGAACUUGUUUCUGUCGCCGCGCUCACGUCGGCGUGCCUCUGCCCAGCGCCGCGAGGUCAACGUCAGCAACGACGACGAUGGCAGUGACGGUGAUGUGGACGGUUCCAGCAUGCGCGCAGGUGGUGAUGGGAACACGACGACUUCCGCCACGGGUGGGGAGGACAGCGAGGGCUUGGCGUUUUCCUUCACACAGAGCGAUAUUCGCAAGUACAGCGAUGACACUGCUGCCACCGCCCCGCAGCAGCAGCCAUCAAGUACCAGUGAGGGCCAGCAGGAAUCGCCGUCGUUGCUGGAUGUGCGGGAGCGCGUGUCAACACCGUCGUAUCACGGUCACCGCCAGCGGUCGAGGGAGGAGCUGGCACGCCGCAUCUCUGAGGAACUCAUGGACGAAAAAUCCAUUGCCGGGUUGCUUGCAAGCAAACAACAACAACAACAACAACAACAGCAGCAGCAGCAUGGUGAAGAGAUCGCAGCUGUGGCAGGAUCCGGUGUGCAGAGCCAACAGCGGCUGCAGCGUAUGUUUGGCGAUGUGUCGGCAGCAACGGCAGUCAAAUCUUCAAAAGGCACAACCACAACCACGUUUGGUGCAACAACGACGACGACAACAACCACAAGUGCACGCGUAGCAGCUUCAGCAGCAGGCACAACUCAGCAUGGCGGAAGCGGACGUGGGUUGCCCCAUCCUCGACGAACAAAACCGAACGUCGCACCAAAGCCUGCGGCGCUGUUACGGUACGCGAAGCGAACCACGGCCCUCUGUGAUGCAUCUGCAUCCAACAGCAGCAGCGAUGCGGAUGGAGCAGCCCAUGCAACCGCAUCGGAGGACGACGCAACCACCACGCCAACGAUUGUUGAGACCACGGCUGACGACCACGGGUCGUUUGCACGGGGAGCAGGAGCAGCUGCUGCCGACUUGCUGCGCCGGGGUGACAGGCUCUUCGCCGGCACCAACUCUGCGACACUGUCUUCUGGUGAUGACGGAAAUUAUGACGACGACAACGACGACGCUGAGGCUGAGGCUGACACGUUGGGCCAGCUGCUGUCAAUGCACCGGUUGCCACACCGCAGACCAAGCACAGACGCAUCAACAACGCUUUCGUCCGGUUAUGAGGCAGACACGUCCGCAAACGCCACACGGCCCGUGUCCCUGGCCAUGAGCGAUGGAUGCAUGUCGCGGUUUGGUGGUGAUGAGAGCAGCGAUCCCUUGCCUGCAAGCACGCCAUCCUCGCCCAUGGCAGCGAUGAUGCACGACGCACAUGUUACGGACGAAACGACAGAAACAACAAGUGCAACGACAGAAACAGCGACAUCAACAGCAGCAACAGCACCGCGAGCGCCGCUGCUGCGCCGCCACUUGUCCCGAGAUACGUUUGAGGUACUGUCGCAAAUCACGGAUGCGCUCGACUCCCUGGUUGGCCGGGGCAGCGCCGUUGCUCGUGGUGAACGAAGAGCGUCAAGCGCACACGGGCGCAGCCACAGCAUCACGACGCGUGACGAUAUGGCGCUGCGUACGGAUGGCGGUGAUGAGCAGCGGCCAGUGCACCGCCACCGCCGCAGUCGCUCUGACAUCACCGCCGGGCUCGCACUCAACCUGGCUGAUGUGUACAGCCACGACGAUGCGCUUGGCGAAGAUGAGGAUGAUGGCAACGUGACAGUCACGGAGGUGCUUGGCGCAAGCAGCGACACACCCGAGACGACAACACCAACACCAUCGGCCGCCACGACAACAGCCGGACUGUCGUCGAGACUUGGGAGCGGCCCACCAUCCCCAACACGCACACGGCGGCGAUACCUCUCUCUCCGCCGGCGCACGCUCGAGAGCACCAGCAGCGACGCCACGUCGACAGGGAUGAUGACCAAGGGGCUGCCAACACGCGGCAGCGCAACAAGCGCAGGGUCUCCCCCGUGUGUCGGCGAUGGUGGCAGCGGCAGCGGCGUGAGCACGGGCUGUGAAGAUGCCACUGACGGCGAGCGCACGCCCCGCAGCAGCGUUGACAGCACAUGUGCGCAGGAGCAUUCCGAUGCGUCUGCAUCCGACAAUCAGCAGCAGCGGCAGCCGUCGCCACAGCGGUACAAGGGGCGACGGCGACAGAGCAACACAGCGUCAACAAACGACACCAGCAACAGCAACAGCACCAGCAGCAGUGGUGGUGGUGGUGGCUUCCUUCGGUUGCUGCGGUCUCCAACGCGCCGCAGGUCAAAGGGCAGUUCAGCUGCCAGUGGUGUUGGCGAGCAGGACGGGGGCGCCACAACGGACGGCACUGAGACGGAAACUGCAGACGAAUGCGAGACCGUGCCAGUGCAACGCAGUGGAGACAAGACAGCGGCCAAGAAGCGAGGAAAGCGCACACCAAGCACGAGCAGCAAUAGUGGCAGCGGUGGUCACAGGUGGUCCCUCAUGUCGUUCCGGCGUGGUGGGCGCUCGAAGAACAACAGCGCCAGCAACAGCAAGGCGUCCACAUCCAACUCCACGCCGUGUUCAUCACCGAUUCCUGAACUGCCAGAGGAGGCAUCAGCGGCAGCAGAACCACGGUCAUCUUCGCUGCGGACGAAGGCACGCACGGAUGAAGGAGUGAAGGCAACCACAUCCUCAACAUCGCAAUCUUCCGCGUCACCGUCAGCAACAACAACGACAACACCGACAACCAGUGCUUCGCCGUCAUCGGCGUCAGCGCCAACACCACCAACGCGCCGCGGUGGUCUUCGCUUGAGUCUCCGUCGCAAGUCCCCGACGUCAUCUCCAACACGUGCCACUGCAGCCACGAGCAACACAGGCGAAAGCUCGAGCACAGCCAAGCCGCUCUCUGUGCGGGAGCAGAUACAGAUGCUGAAUUCGCGGGCGGCGGACUCUGCGCCGUGCACGCGAUCACCAUCGCCGGCGAACGUGCAGCAGAACAGGGCACCGUCGCCGUCGCCGCUGGCACGCACCCCCGCCCACCACACAGUCGCAAGGCCCAACCCGACAUCGCCCACACCCCAGGCCACGACGGUGCCAAUGGCAGCAGCAGCAACAGCAACAACGGCGACGGCAUCUGACACCAGCACAUCACCAGCAACACCCACAGCAGUGUCGCCCGUUGCUCCGUGCCAACAACCACAGCAGCAGCGGCAGCAGCAGCAGCAGCAGCAACAGCAUUCGAGAAGGCCUCCGUCGCAGCAGCUUGAGCCCGUUCCCGCGUCCCGCAUCAUGGAGUUUAUCCACAUGUUCAACAAGGCCACAGCAGACAAAGUGGGCGGCAAGACCACUAGCACGGACAACCACGCUGGUGCCAGCAGUGGUGAUGUGCGCACGCGCGCUCAGAGUUUGGACAUUGCAUUCAGCACAGCCUCCCCAACAAAGCAUCACGCGAGCCAUCAACAAGAACAACAACAAAACCAACAACUGCAAGAACAGCAGCAGCAAGAACAGCAGCAAACAACACGUGCUGCGCCAUCUCCGGUGGCGCGCGCGGGAGUGCUGCAUCAGACGGCAGAACGCGGCAGCCGUGAGAGCUUUUCGUUCUGGCGCAUGCGUGAACGCCAGAGCCAGGAGCAGCUGAAGCUGGGCGAGGACCGCAGAAGUGGACGCAGCAGUCUCACCUCGGCCUCGCAUGCUGUCGGUGGCAGUGGCAGUGGGAGGGCUGGUUUCAGCCUUCGUACCGACAACGCUGCCAAGGCCCCGUCAUCGGCAAGCGGUGUCGGCGAGAAGGCUGCGCACACCACCGCUGCUGUUGGUCACCUGCACAAGCAGGGCAGCACGGGCAUUCCCCACGCGGUGGAGCUUGAUGCAGCCGAGCACGGUGCCAUGACGUCCUCGAGUCAAUCACAGCGCCCGCGCCAUCAUGGUGGAGACAGCGAGCAUGUGCCACCAACAACAUCGUCGUCAUCGUCGUUGUCGUCCACAGCAGCGGCAGCAGCGGCGAAUGUGCGGAGUCUUGCGCGUCAGUUUUCCAAGCGCUCACGCCAGGACGGCACCAGCGGGAGGGGGCGCCGCCUCUCGCCCGUACGCCGGCAACAGGUGCCUGCAGGCAACCACGCCCACAGCGGCAGCAGCAGCGCAUCUCAACAGCACAAGGAUAAGAGCAACGAAGGCAGUCAAGUACUGAAGCAAGUAUCCAACACACGCAUCCCUGUUCCAUCAUCCCCACCAACAGCGGCAGCAGUGACAAAGACAGACGACGACAAACCACGACGCGGGUCCAAGUUCUGUGCUGUCGCCCCACGCACAAGCACGACGGAAACACCCGCGCACGGGUUCUCCACCACGUCGCACGUUGGCCGCGGUGUGGCUGCAUUCACGCAGUUGAUCGAGGGCACAACUGGGGGCUCUCGCACACGCAGCAGUGGCAGCAGCUGCGGCAGCGGUGGUGUCACAGCACAGGUGACGCACCAGCAGCAGCCACCGCCGCACCACCACGCGCCCAGCGGCGGCGGCGGCGGCGGUCGCGUCAACAUGCGAAUGAACAGGGUGCCGACGCCCAACAGCAAGGACUCGCACGACAGCAGCAGCGCUGGGGUGAAGGCGGCAUCCUCGUCGCUCGCUUCAUCCAAAGGGCUCAACUCGCCCAGCAGAACACCACGCCCCUCAGCAUGACGUGCUCGGAAGGAAUCGUGUUGACCCUGACCUGUGUGAGGCUGUCGAUGUUAGGAUGUUGGUGUGCGUGCUCACCAGAGUAAGCAGCCUUCACGCACGUGACUCGCCAACUUCUGUGCCUGUUGUGUUGCACGGCAUUGGUCCCAGUGCUCACCUUAUCUUGCGUACAAUUCUUCUUGUUCGUUUUGUGUCUUUUGCUUUUGUUUUUGACAACACCACUGAGGCCCACAUGUUCGAGAUGUGUUUCGCCCAAUUCAUUUUUUUUUUGGUUUCCUUGUACACACUGUGUAGCAGCAGAUUCUAUUCUUUUUGUUUCAUAGCCAUGCAUGACUGUAGUCAACAGGUCAACACACGUGCUGUUCUUUCUUGACACUUCUUUUGUUUGCUCCUCAUCCAUCACCCUUUUCCCCCCAGCAGUACAAACACAAUAUCGCCACACACACACACGCAAGC
Salpingoeca rosetta is the source of this 10827-nucleotide messenger RNA. RefSeq lists its product as uncharacterized. The record is from RefSeq and is a predicted model, not a curated record. The transcript is spliced from 14 exons. Gene Ontology annotation, biological process: intracellular signal transduction. Bases 1 to 10374 code for a protein of 3457 amino acids. Lineage: Eukaryota; Choanoflagellata; Craspedida; Salpingoecidae. Gene Ontology annotation, cellular component: cytoplasm. Gene Ontology annotation, molecular function: guanyl-nucleotide exchange factor activity.